CUCGGCUCAGAAAGCAGCAGCUCCAGUGGAGGUUCAGGCUGUCAGCUAGCACAGUAGCCAUACAAGGCUUCAUGACAGAGGUUACCGAGUUGACCAGCGGCAUCCCAACAGACAAGCCCCUCUCGUCGCCACUGCACACUGGACACCAGGCAGACCCACACCGCUGCCCCGCUCUCCUCAGCUCGCCUUCGUGCUCAAAGUCAGUCAAUGCUGCGAUCCCGCUACCAGCUAGCAGACUGAUCUGACUGUGUUAUACUGCCGCUUCAUGAUCCAAGCCAGCUGAGGAUCAAAACAAGGACAAUCGCUCAAAGUUUAAGCGGCGUUUCUAUUUGACCGGCCAGGAUCCCGCAGCUGGGAGACACACGGGCCCCGGGGAGAGCGACGGGACUCGGGGGCCAGACAAUCAGAGCAGCGAGGGUGGUGACUGGAUAAACUAGGGGGUCGCCUCCAGCUCCUGGUGGAUUCAUCCCCUGCCAGCUAACGUUAGCUAAGCUAGCUACAAACAGCGCCAUGGAUUGGUUAAUGGGGAAGUCGAAGACGAAGCCAAAUGGGAAGAAGCCUCCGACAGAAGAGAAGAAGCAGUACUUGGAGCUGGAGUACACAAAAGUCCGCGUGGUGGACUUUGACCUCAAGGAGCUGGUGGUGCUGCCCAGAGAGAUAGACCUCAACGAAUGGCUCGCCAGCAACACGACAACGUUCUUCAAUCUUAUCAACCUGCAGUACAGCACCAUCUCAGAGUUCUGCACUGGAGAAACCUGUCAAGCCAUGACAGCCUGCAACACAAUAUACUACUGGUAUGACGAGAGGGGGAAGAAGACGAAGUGCACUGCUCCACAAUACGUCGACUUCGUAAUGAGUCUUUGUCAGAAACUGGUCACAGAUGAGGAAAUCUUUCCUACAAAAUAUGGCAAAGAGUUCCCCAACUCCUUCGAGUCCUUGGUAAAGAAGAUCUGCCGGUACCUGUUCCACGUGCUGGCUCACCUCUACUGGGCGCACUUUAAAGAGACGGUGGCUCUGGACCUGCAGGGCCACUUGAACACUCUGUAUGCACAUUUCAUCGUUUUCGUAAGGGAAUUCAACCUGGUCGACCCCAAGGAGACCUGUAUCAUGGACGACCUGUCCGAAAUCCUCUGCACCCCAGCCCCCCCACCUGCGCCCACCCCAGCCCCUUCCGCCCCAGACUCAGCGCCCUCCCCUUCUUCACAAAACCACGUGACGGAGAGAUGAGCGGGGGCGGCGACGAGACAUCAGCCCCGGGGGUGAUUGAAGAUCAGAUAGAGGAGAGAAGGAAAGACAGCCUGGCCCCCUUCCUGGGCGCCAGCAGGACUUAAGAGACCUUCCACUACCCUUAUAUUUCGCUACAACACCAACCUACCAGCCGGAAGGAAGGGGGGGAGGGUUUUCGGGGGGUUUGGGGUGGCGGGGAGGGGUUUGUCACGCCAGCAGGAAUUGGCGUGAGCGUUCCUCCCAGGGGCAAAUCCCUCCCAUCUUCUCUGCAGUUUAAACUAGGAACAAAAAAGUAUGUGUAUGUUUUAUUUCUUUUGGUUUUAUUUCACUUUUUUUUUAUUUUUAAGUUUAAUAUUUUGUUGUGGGAGGGGGGUGCAGUGUGUCCCUUCACCUCCCUCUGACCUCUACCUAACAUACAGUACAGGAAGGGGGCUCUGCUUUGCUUCAACCUACUAUUGUACAGUGCUGUUGAUGUGUGGAGAGAGGCGUCCCCUCCUCCCUGCAGGCGCACGGCCACUACGCUGGCCAAUAGGGAGCCACGUUACUGCCUGGCGGGGCGAUACUAGCCAAUCACUGUUUGGGUUGUUUUUGUGGGGGAUGAUUAAAGCGCUUCCUACUCAGGACCUGAGAGAAUACGUCACUGCUGCCAGAGAGAAUUUCACUCUUUAUUUCCCCUAUUCUCGGUCCCUUGUUCACCAGACUGCUCAGUCCUUCAUGACAGAUGUUGAUCGUGUUUAACUAGUCACAUUAUCGCCCCUUACAAACAUGUCCCAGAGCCCCCCUCUAGAGGGCAGCACACACAAAGAGCAGGCCACAGAUACAGGGAGAAGAACAAAUAAAGAUUGUAUGUUAGAUAAUUAAUCUGAUCAGAGAGGUGAUGCUUUCAGACAGACUGAGGCAGAAUCAGAGCAGUUUGCUGGUGUUCAGCAUACCAGAAGCCCCCCCAGAACCACCACCACCACCACCACCCGCUCCAGCAGCACAGAAGGACAAAGACAUGAGGUAAUGUCUGCAGGCCCACAGAGGCAGAGAUGGAGACAGACAGAGGGGUGGGAGUGGAUGGUGAGGAGCUGCUCUGCUGUGUAACAGUCACCAGUACUCCCAGUGCAAAAAUAACAAAAAUCUCCACUUCUGGAUUAUUGUUUGACCUCUCCCUUUUUACAAUUUGCUUUUUAAAAAAGAUUAUCAGAGGAAGAUUAGUUCAGAGAUAAAAACAAUAAUGGUAUCAUUACACAUGUAUAGAAAAUGCACAGUCUGCUUGGACUUUACUGUACAAAGAAUCGCAUUCGGGUUCGGUCAGACAUAGCCUCUGUAUGGAGGAGGAUUGGGUUUAUAAUUCUCCUUUUUUAUUUAUUUUUAUUUUAUUUUUUUUGCAGGGUUCUUCAGUUUUGGCUCUCGUUUUUAUGUAUUUUAAUUAUUAACUAAGUUAAAAGCAAUUUAAUAUUUUAAGCUCUGCGGAUUAUAAUCUAAUAAAAGAGAGAAAUGCCA
This is a messenger RNA of Eleginops maclovinus (Patagonian blennie), 2715 nucleotides long. RefSeq names its product MOB kinase activator 2a (gene mob2a). Gene Ontology annotation, molecular function: protein kinase activator activity. The transcript is spliced from 5 exons. NCBI's taxonomy places the organism in Eukaryota, Metazoa, Chordata, Actinopteri, Perciformes, Eleginopidae. The coding region runs from base 511 to 1227 and encodes 238 amino acids. Gene Ontology annotation, cellular component: nucleus; cytoplasm. Gene Ontology annotation, biological process: positive regulation of protein phosphorylation; signal transduction. The record is from RefSeq and is a predicted model, not a curated record.